AUGACUAAUAUAACUACAACCGGUGUCACCUUAAACAUCAAAUCCUGCAGAACCAAGUUUGCUCAUAGAUUUGUUCGAUCCCUCUUGCAAAUCAGAAACCAUGCUCCGCCCAGUUCAUCGUCGUCUUCAGAGGAAAAACUGAUCCAAAAGCGCAGGCAAAGAAUAAAGAUAGCAGCUUAUUUAUCCAUGGCUCAUGCUGUUGGGCCAAGGAUGAACUGGAGCAGGGCUCUUCUCUUUAAGCUUCGAAACCGGGCCUGCAGGCACCGUAAGAAGAAAAGGAUUGUUGUGAUCAGAAGGAAGACUAAAAAGGCCUCAAGAUCAUCACAGGGAUCGGUUCCUGUGGAUCAAGCAAAAAAGCUUCGGCGGCUCGUUCCUGGGGCCAAGUCCAUGGAUUUGUGCAGCUUGCUGGAGGAAACUGCUCACUACAUAACAUGCCUUUCCACGCAGAUUAAGGUGAUGCAGGCUUUAGCUGAUCAUCUUUCUAAAUGA
Messenger RNA from Prunus persica (peach), 489 nucleotides. Its product is annotated as transcription factor IBH1. Bases 1 to 489 code for a protein of 162 amino acids. Gene Ontology annotation, biological process: regulation of DNA-templated transcription. The transcript has a single exon. The record is from RefSeq and is a predicted model, not a curated record. Lineage: Eukaryota; Viridiplantae; Streptophyta; Magnoliopsida; Rosales; Rosaceae.